Molecule: messenger RNA, 462 nt
Organism: Cooperia oncophora
Lineage: Eukaryota; Metazoa; Nematoda; Chromadorea; Rhabditida; Trichostrongylidae
Source: the annotation of a GenBank genome assembly
AUGCGGUCCCAUUUCAGGGUCUUACGGCAGGGCCAGGUGUUUAUCCCUUUAACGGUACUGAAGGAUCCUGUGUUGAAACCAUGGGGCCCAUAUCCACUGAUUGCCAACGAAAAGGAUCCUGUACUAAUCGUCACUCUGCCAACGUACGACUAUAUUGUGGUGUUUCCUGACGUCAAUGUGGAAUUUCAAAGUGUCAAACAAGAUCCAUCAAUGCUGGACAGCGAAACGCAGGAAUAUCUCAUGGACCUGGUCGAGGCGGCUUUAUUUAGGUUAACACCAGAUGAGCAGGAAAUGCUGUGGCAGAAGCGUUCAUAUCUGAUGCAUCUACCGGAAGCGCUACCUCUGGUGUUGGCUUCUGUUCCCGAUUGGGGCUUCUAUUUUCUUUCGAAUGUUUACCAGAUUAUUGAGGGUUGGGUUCCCCUGUCACCAGUUCAGGCCAUGCAACUCCUGCUACCGCAGUAA